This is a messenger RNA of Pediculus humanus corporis (human body louse), 2487 nucleotides long. RefSeq names its product Advillin, putative. The coding region runs from base 1 to 2487 and encodes 828 amino acids. The transcript has 13 exons. Gene Ontology annotation, biological process: cytoskeleton organization; actin filament severing; barbed-end actin filament capping. Gene Ontology annotation, cellular component: cytoplasm; actin cytoskeleton. Lineage: Eukaryota; Metazoa; Arthropoda; Insecta; Psocodea; Pediculidae. The record is from RefSeq and is a predicted model, not a curated record. Gene Ontology annotation, molecular function: phosphatidylinositol-4,5-bisphosphate binding; actin filament binding.
AUGACUGUUGAUUCGGCAUUUAAAAAUAUAAAACGGGGACAAAGUAAUUUUCUAAUAUGGCGUGUGGAAAAUUUCGAACUUAAACCUGUCCCUAUUUCACGCUAUGGAAAUUUCUACGAAGGAGAUUCCUACAUUGUUUAUUCUGCUUUUCCAGUUAAUCAAACGUCCAGGUCCGAAGAAGGUAAAUUAGAAUAUCACAUACAUUUUUGGCUUGGUUCUUCCACAACAACUGAUGAAUCUGCAACAGCUGCUAUAAAAACUGUAGAACUGGAUGAAGUUUUAAAUGGCGAUGCUGUGCAACAUCGUGAAGUACAAAAUCAUGAAUCCAAUCAGUUUAAAUCAUAUUUUAAAAAUGGGAUUCGUAUCCUAAAAGGAGGAGUAGCUUCAGGUUUCCAUCACGUCACCGAUGACUUUGUAUCACGAUUAUAUAAAAUUAAAGGAAAAAGAAGACCGACCAUGACCGAACAACCCGCAAUAUCUUGGGAAUAUUUUAACUCUGGAGACAUUUUUAUAUUAGAAACGAGCUCAAGGAUUUUUGUUUGGAUUGGAAAAAAAGCAAACAAAAUGGAAAAAUUUCAAGGCGGAAAGAUCGCAUUGCAAUUAAAAAAUGAAGGACCGCAAAGGUCCAUUGUUUACGUUGAAGAAGAUAAAGAAUAUCAUUUACAAUCUGAUGAUUUAGAAGAUUUUGAAAAACAUUUAAGUUUAGAUAAAAGAAUUAUAAAUGAAGCUGAAAAUGAUGUGGACGACACAGAAAACGAGCAAAAUUUAUGCGAAGAAAUUCGUUUGUAUAAAUGCACCGAUGAAAGUGGUUCAUUUAAUACAACAUUCGUUAAAAAUGGUCCCAUCAAACAAGCUGAUCUCGAUUCUAACGAUAGUUACAUUAUAGUAAAUGGUAAAUCUCGAGUUUGGGUUUGGAUAGGUAAAAAGGCAUCUGCCGAAGAAAGAUCAAAGGGAAUGACAACAGCACAAGAAUUUUUAAAAAAAUAUUUAGAUUCGGAAAAAGUAUGCGUUACAAAAGUCGUCGAUAAUGGCGAACCUGUUGAAUUUAAAAUGCUUUUUGCUGAUUGGAUCGAUAAAAACAGUUCGUUGGGAUACAAGAUAAGAAGUCCGACUAAGAAAAUCGUUAAUUCAAAUUUUGAUGCGGCUAAAUUACACGAAACACCAUCUUUGGCGGCAGAAACACAAUUGAUUGACAAUGGCUCCGGUGAAACUUUUAUUUGGAGAUUACGUAAUAAAGAAUUGGAAGCCGUUUCGCCAGAUUAUUUCGGUGUAUUUUUUUCUGGAGAUUGUUAUUUAAUUCAAUAUUCAUAUGAUUGUAACGGGAAAAGAAAAUAUCUUUUGUACUUUUGGCUGGGUGCACAUUCAUCAGUUGACGAAAGAGGAAUCAUUGCUUGGCACACAAUAAAAAAAGAUGAAGAAUUACAAGGAGCUGCCAUUCACGUGAGGCUUGUCCAAUCAAAAGAAGAUCCUCAAUUUUUAAUGAUAUUUAAGGGAAGAAUGAUAAUAUUUAAAGGAGGUUACGCAUCAUCUUUCGACGGAAAAGAAGGAAAAAAUAGUAACAUCCCAUCGAAAUUUCUUGUCCAAGUUAAAGGUAGCGAAGAAUAUACAACUCAAGCAGUUGAAGUGGAAUACAGUGCAUCAUCUCUAAACACAAACGAUGUAUUUAUUUUACAUUGUGACAAAAAAAUUUUUAUAUGGUAUGGAAAAGGUUCGACAGGAGAUGAAAGAGAAAGAGCCAAAGAUAUUGUUAAACAUUGGUUACCAUCAAACGAUUAUCAGGUUUUAUUCGAAGGAUCAGAAGUUGAAGAAUUUUGGAAACUUUUGGGUGGUAAACAACCUUACGCCAAUUACGAAAGGCUUACACAUCCAGAAUUAAAAUUUCCAGCAAGACUUUUUCACUGUUCGAACGCUUCGGGAUGUUUUAAAGCCGAAGAAAUUAUGGGUUUUACUCAAUACGAUCUCAUACCGAACGAUGUUUUCGUGUUAGAUAUUGGCACUGCUAUUUUUAUAUGGAUCGGACGGGGGGCUAAUGCUGCCGAAAGGUCACAAUCUAUCGUAUUAGUAGAAGAAUAUUUAAAAAAGGAUCCACGUGGUAGAGAUUUAGAUUGUCCGAUAACGAUGGUUAAACAAGGUUUCGAACCACCAAAUUUUACCGGAUUUUUCGGUCCAUGGGAUAAAGAUCUUUGGGAAUCGUCUUUAUACAGCGAAUUUUACACGGAUGGUAAAAUGGAUACGCCUAACAUUAUCGGUUCCGGUGAAGAAAUAAUAGAAAUAAACAAACAAUCGACAAAAAAAACGGUUUAUCCAUUAACGAUGUUAGCUAAUAAAAAUGCAGACGAAAUUCCAAAAGAUGUUGAUUUAACGCAAAAAGAGUUUUACAUAAGCGAUGAAGAUUUCGAAUCGGCUUUCGGAAUGAAAAGAAUUGAAUAUUUAUCACUUCCAAAAUGGAAACAAAAUAAUUUAAAAAAACAAAUCGGCCUUUUUUAA